Messenger RNA from Fusarium subglutinans, 975 nucleotides. RefSeq names its product d-amino-acid oxidase. The transcript is spliced from 5 exons. The record is from RefSeq and is a predicted model, not a curated record. Gene Ontology annotation, molecular function: D-amino-acid oxidase activity; FAD binding. Lineage: Eukaryota; Fungi; Ascomycota; Sordariomycetes; Hypocreales; Nectriaceae. The coding region runs from base 1 to 975 and encodes 324 amino acids.
AUGAGUGCACACGAUACCAUCGUCAUCUUAGGGGCCGGCAUCAUCGGCCUUGACGUAGCUCUUGUCCUGGCAGAAAGAGGCUACGGCAAGUCCAUCACAGUCAUCGCGGAACAUCUUCCUGGAGAUACGGCACUGAGUUAUACCUCUCCAUGGGCCGGGUGCAACUUCUCAGCUAUCUCUGGUACAGAUGCCAAUGCCUUGAAAUGGGACAAGGCAGGAUAUUUCCAUCUCAGUAAGCUGGCAUCUGAGAGACCAGAGCAAUCGUAUGUCAAGCGAACUCCUUCAACGGAACUUUGGGACGAUAAUGUUCCUCGUGAUAAGAUCCAGGCAAUGUCCGAGUAUCUAGAAAACUUCCAAGAAAUACCUGUCAAUGAGCUACCUGAGGGCGUCAAAUUUGCCGUCUCCUUUACUACUCUGACUGUCAAUGCACCCCAGCAUCUGCUAUAUCUCUAUGAGAGAUUAAAGAAUGACUACGGUGUUCGUUUUGUUCGUCAAAAGCUCCCGGAUCUUCAGACGGCAUUCUUCAGUCAAUCCACUCAGAUUGUCUUCAACUGUACUGGAAAUGCUGCGCGAAAGUUGCCGGGAGUCGAGGACCCCAAGUGUUACCCCACUAGAGGACAGGUCCUCUUGACUCACGCCCCCGAUGUUCACACGAACAUCAUGAGACAUGGUAAAGAUUACGAGACAUACGUCAUCCCUCGCCCGUUCUCUAAAGGUCAUGUGAUUCUCGGAGGGUACAUGCAAAAGGGCAACGCUGAUGGCGCCACCUACUCCUACGAGACAGAGUCCAUCUUGGAGCGCACCAAGGAACUCAGUGAUGAAGUCAGAAAUGGAAGUCUAGAUGUUCUGGCAGCUUUCUCAGGCCUUCGUCCGUCACGCGAAGGCGGCGCUCGAGUAGAGAGGCAAGAUUUGACUGUCGCGGGACAAAAGCGCACUGUGGUUCACAACUACGGUGCAGGUGGCACUGGGUUUUAA